Molecule: messenger RNA, 963 nt
Organism: Fundulus heteroclitus (mummichog)
Lineage: Eukaryota; Metazoa; Chordata; Actinopteri; Cyprinodontiformes; Fundulidae
Gene: nme5
Product: NME/NM23 family member 5
Exons: 5
Coding region: 222-851 (209 amino acids)
Biological process (GO): CTP biosynthetic process; GTP biosynthetic process; UTP biosynthetic process
Molecular function (GO): nucleoside diphosphate kinase activity
Source: RefSeq, a predicted model, not a curated record
UAUCAUAGCAACCAAGAAUGUAAUCAAAUGAGCUAAAGGUCUGUCCGGAUGGCAUUUUUUUUUCAUACAGUAUCAUUUGCAACUGUUUCGAUGAGCGUAACAUCAUUUAAAAAUUUAAUCACCUAAACACGUGUUUCUUUUGUUUUUGAUAUAUUUUUGGGGGGUUUUGUUUGGAAGUAGCAGAAGCUGCCAAAAGGUAGCGUCAGCUCGCAGAGGGAAAAAUGGAGCCGACUCCACAUCAACGCAUCUAUGUUGAAAGAACCCUGGCUCUCAUCAAACCUGAUGCGGUUCACGAGUCCGAGGAGAUCGAGGAUGUCAUCUUGAAGGCAGGCUUCGUUAUCCUGCAGCGGAGGCUGCAGCUGAGUCCUGAGCAAUGCAGCGAGUUCUACGCACACCAGUAUGGAAAGCUCUUCUUUCCCAGCCUGACGGCCUUCAUGAGCUCCGGACCCAUUAUUGCCAUGACGCUGGCUCGAGACAACGCUAUUGCCCACUGGAAGUACAUGAUGGGGCCUGACAACAUCUCCAAAGCCAAAGAAAAUCACCCAGAGUGCCUUCGAGCAAAAUAUGGAACUUCCGACCUAAAGAACGCUCUUCAUGGCAGCGACUCGUUUCUCACAGCAGUGAGGGAGAUUAAAUUCAUGUUUCCAAACACUGUAAUCGAGCCCUUUCCAUCCAGAGGGGCAACUGAGGAGUACCUGAGCCAGAGCGUAAACCCAGUUCUCCUACGUGGACUCACUGAGCUCUGUAAGGAAAAGCCUCUCAACCCCCGCAUCUGGCUUGCUGACUGGCUACUGAAAAAUGAUCCAAACCAGCCUCAAAUAUGUGGAGUCACUGUGGAAGACGAAAACUGACGGCCAAAGAGCGAUAUAAGGAAGGGCGUUUGCUGUUUUUACUUUUGUUUGCUUUUGACAAAUUCAUCUGUCCAGUGUUAUAUAUGUAAAUAUACGAGUAUUUGGGAACACU